This is a messenger RNA of Kwoniella shivajii, 630 nucleotides long. RefSeq lists its product as uncharacterized. NCBI's taxonomy places the organism in Eukaryota, Fungi, Basidiomycota, Tremellomycetes, Tremellales, Cryptococcaceae. The coding region runs from base 1 to 630 and encodes 209 amino acids. The transcript has a single exon. Gene Ontology annotation, cellular component: nucleus. Gene Ontology annotation, biological process: maturation of SSU-rRNA from tricistronic rRNA transcript (SSU-rRNA, 5.8S rRNA, LSU-rRNA). The record is from RefSeq and is a predicted model, not a curated record.
AUGUCACAACAACCAGAAGCCAUCAUCCUCUUUGCUAGGGGUACACUUGCUUUAUUAGACUUAUGGCCUGCACUCACCAUCGCGGUCAACGAACAAUGGGGUGGAACCGAAUCAUCAGCCAAGAAAACAUGGCUGGCUUCUACAUUGAUUGAUGAGUUUGAAACUCGAGCUCCAUUGAUACCUACAACCGAAACAUCCACGACACCCGUUGUGGAUCCUAAAUCAGCCAGUGAUCCUCCAUUAGAUAUUGAUGAAAUAGCAGAUUUAUUACAUCAAAUAAUGUCUGAUGAAUUUGAUGCGAAUCUUGAAGAUGGUUCAAUAGACGCUGUAGCUUCUGAUUUAGUUAGAUUAUGGAAAGAUGUUCUUGGACCCAAUCCCCUCGUUUUGGUGGAAGCCUUGGAAAAGAAAGCAGAAGAAGUAAAGAAAUCAGGUGUAAAAGCAUCUGUCGGUCAAGGUGGUUCUUUGAGUGAAAGUGAAGGAGAAGAUGAUGAUGAUGACGAUUACGAGGACGAAGAUGUCGAUAUGGAUCAAGCUCCUCAAUUGGUUGAAUCUCAAAAACCUAAAGAAAAAGAAGAACCUAUAGUAGAUGAUGAUGGAUUCACUUUGGUUCAGAAAAAGGGUAAACGGUAA